This is a messenger RNA of Prorocentrum cordatum, 450 nucleotides long. The record is from the annotation of a GenBank genome assembly. Lineage: Eukaryota; Dinophyceae; Prorocentrales; Prorocentraceae.
AUGGGCGUGGCCGGGGAUCGCACCGCGGACGCCCUGGCAGGUGCGGCGACGUCCGCGAGGAGCCAGGACAGCGGCAACGACACCAAGGCCGACCUCGGCGCCGUCUUCAGUGUGCCGCUCGAGGCGGACAGCCAGGCGCAGGUGCUGCAGAGAGGCGAGGGCGCCGAGGCGGCCUCGGCAGCGCACGCGCUGGCAUCGUCCUGCGAGUGCCUUCUGCUGCUGCUGCUGCUGCUGCCGACGUCGGGCCCGACCACGCGGGGGCGCUGGCAGUCCUGGCCGCCGCUUCUGGGCCGCCGCGCGCAGUCGCGGUGGGCUCGGCGUGGGGCGCCGGCCACUUCCUCGGCAUGGCGGCGGCCGUGGUGCCGGCGGCGCUCGGCUGGCGCCCAGUGCACUCCGGGGCCGCCUCCCUGCCCAGCCGCUACGGGGAGUACCUGGUCGGGCUCUCCCUGA